Molecule: messenger RNA, 2771 nt
Organism: Antechinus flavipes (yellow-footed antechinus)
Lineage: Eukaryota; Metazoa; Chordata; Mammalia; Dasyuromorphia; Dasyuridae
Gene: MTHFD2L
Product: methylenetetrahydrofolate dehydrogenase (NADP+ dependent) 2 like
Exons: 8
Coding region: 1150-2163 (337 amino acids)
Biological process (GO): tetrahydrofolate interconversion
Cellular component (GO): mitochondrion
Molecular function (GO): methylenetetrahydrofolate dehydrogenase (NADP+) activity; methylenetetrahydrofolate dehydrogenase (NAD+) activity; methenyltetrahydrofolate cyclohydrolase activity
Source: RefSeq, a predicted model, not a curated record
CAUGUAGAUGGAGUUAAUCAAAUACUUCUAGAUCGUCGCUUAUUGGUUUCUACUUGCUGACAAAAAUCUCUCUUGGUUGCUCUUGGCUACUUGGUUAUAAACAUUGAUGCUUCACCUCCCCCGCUCAAGGAUCCUCCAUAUAUUUCUGUUGCAUUACUAAUUCUCAGUACCUCUCACAGGGCUCUCUACCGGCCAAAAAUAUUCAAUAAAUUUUUGUUUCAGAAAGCACAUGAAUGUAGCACCCAGGUUAGCUGUUCUUAUGUGCUGGUUGAGGUUAAGACUUUAAGGAAAUUUAAGGAUGGUUAGUUAGUGAUGUUAAGAGAUACAGAUUUAGGGAGCUUGAAAAUACAUCCCAGACUAUCACACCCACAAUUACCAAGUACUCUUUGGGUCUAGUAUAUUAAGAUGGGAAAAUAGAGAAAAGGAGUGAUCUCUACUGUAGAAUGCGUGAAAAGAACCAUGUGAACCACAAAGGCUUUGGCUAUCUAUAAUCUGAGUUUUAGCAGGGUACCACGGGCUGAGAGAGAGAUACUAGGUAGGUCAAUCAGGACAUUCAUUCACUUAAGCAACUAGAGCUUAUUAAGCGGCUACAGGGAGCCAAAUACAGACACAAAAACAAUCAGGGAAGUCACUAUGUAUUUAUAUGCAAGGAAAAGGAAGGUGGAAGUGGGGGGGAAGGGUGGGUAUCUGGAGAGAGAUACACCAGACCCCUUUAAGAGGGCCAAAAGAGAGUUAAAGUCAUAUCACAAAAUUCAGGCAGUGGUCAAUGGUGUCCAGAGCCACAGAGUGACCAAGAAAAUUUGACGAUCACUUUGGAAAGAGCACCUUUGGUUCAAAGAAUCCAAGAAACUAGAUGAAAGGGUCCAAAGGGAGAAAGCGAGAGCCCCUCCCCAACUUCCCCGCCUCGGAUCUCUGCACUGAAAACAAAGAGAUGCGGGUGGGCCAGGGUAAUAAUCCCCGCAGAAGUGCAGAAGAAGCAAGCCUUCCUUCCCGGUCUCUCCGCACUAAGAGGGCAGCCCCCUCCUCCUCGGGUCUUUGGGAGGCUGGCAGACACCCAAGGCCCUGCCACCGAGCGGGGCGGAGCUCGGGUUAGCCGAGGCCGGAGAGGACGAGCAGGAGGCGGAGCUUGGGUGGCUCCAGGCCAAGGCUAUGGCGGCGCCGGGCGCUGCGGGCGGCCGGGCUCUGCUCCGGGGCCUCUCCGUCUUGGUCGGACGAGCGGAAGCCGGCUCCGUGUCCCGGAGCUUCUGCAGCAGCGCCGUCAGAUGUGAAGCCACCAUCAUCUCAGGAACUGAAAUGGCCAGACAAAUCUGUAAAGAAAUAUGUUAUGAGGUAGAAUCAUGGGUGUCCCUUGGGAACAGAAAACCUCAUCUCAGUAUUGUUUUGGUAGGUGACAACCCAGCAAGCCAUACCUAUGUAAGAAAUAAGAUAAAAGCUGCUACAGCUGUGGGCAUUGGUAGUGAGGUCAUUCUGAAACCUAAAAAUGUCUCUCAGGAAGAACUUUUGGACAUAACUGAGCAACUGAACAUGGAUUCAAGAGUUAGUGGUAUAUUAGUUCAACUUCCUUUGCCAGACCACAUAGAUGAAAGGACAGUCUGUAAUGGAAUUGCACCUGGAAAAGAUGUGGAUGGAUUUCAUAUUGUCAAUGUUGGACGACUAUGUCUGGAUCAGCAUUCUAUGAUACCAGCUACUGCCUGUGCUGUUUGGGAAAUAAUAAAAAGAACAGGAAUCGAAACAUUUGGGAAAAACGUGGUUGUGGUUGGAAGAUCCAAGAAUGUAGGAAUGCCUAUUACUAUGCUUUUACACACUGAUGGAGAACAUGAAAGACCUGGAGGUGAUGCAACAGUAACAAUAACUCAUAGAUAUACACCAGAAGAGCAGCUCAAGAUUCAUACACAACUGGCUGAUAUUAUCAUAGUAGCUGCAGGCAUUCCAAAGAUGAUUACCUCAGAUAUGGUAAAAGAAGGUGCUGCUGUAAUUGAUGUAGGUAUCAACCAUAUCCGUGACCCUAUAACAGGAAGGACAAAAUUAGUAGGUGAUGUGGACUUCGAAGAAGUCAAGAAGAAAGCUAAAUUUAUCACUCCAGUGCCAGGUGGUGUGGGGCCUAUGACUGUGGCAAUGCUUCUGAGGAAUACGCUUCUGGCAGCCAAGAAGAUCAUUUACUAGACAACUCCUGGUACACGGCACCAAAAUAAGACUGAUGUUAUGUGGCUUAUUUAUUAAAACCUCUAUAUUUUGCUACAAAGCUAUUUAUUUCUACAUCAUAUUUAUUUUUCAUUUUUGGAAUGGUUCUGAAUUGGGCAACUCACAAAACCUUGUGCAUUCUCUGCUAAUGGAUUAUUCUUUUUAAUUUUAGUUUAAUAAAAAACAAGCAGUGACUGCUCUUUCCUUGUGAAUAACACUGGUUCACUAAAAAGAUUAAGCUCCAGGAUGCUGAAAUAAUAAAGGAUUUACAGUCAGGUGACAGGUUUCUGAGAAUAUUCACAGCCAUGUCCUUAAAGAAAUCUUGGAUGAUUUCGUCAUGUACAUGGGAGACACCUAGUCAGAGGACAGCAUUUAAGGGAGAGUUUUGCUCUACUAAAUCAGAUGCUUUCUUUUAUAACCAACAGUCUGCACAAUAGGAUCUUGUUUUCUUUCUCUUGUGUAACUAUUGAGAUGUGGUCUCCUAUGGAAUAUCAUUUAUGAAAGCCUGACUGUUCCCUUCUCAUGCCUUCAUCAGAGAUGCUGUCAAAAUGUGUGUAGCUAAUUAAAGAUUUUGUAGAAAUGGAAAAAAA